UCACUCGCUGCGGGAGAGGGAGGGUCAACAUGGCGUCGGAACAGGAAAGUUCAAAUGGGCCCAUGAAGAAGUCCAUGCGGGAGAAGGCCAUAGAAAGGCGCAACGUGAACAAGGAGCACAACAGUAACUUCAAAGCAGGAUACAUCCCCAUUGAAGAAGAACGCCUUCAUAAAACCGGACUAAGAGGACGUAAAGGAAACAUGGCUGUCUGCAUCAUCGUUCUGCUCUUCCUCCUCGCCUUAAUAAACCUUAUUAUAACGCUGGUGAUAUGGACUGUGAUUCGAAUUGGUCCAAACGGUUGUGACAGUAUGGAGUUUCACGAGUCUGGUCUCCUUCGAUUCAAACAAAAAGCUGACAUGGGCAUUGUUCACCCACUGCACAAGAGCACAAUAGGAGGCCGCAAAGACAAGGAUUUGGUGAUUGUUGGCAACAACAACCCCGUUGUAUUUCAACAAGGAACUACAAAGCUGAGUGUAGAGAAGGACAAGACCUCGGUUGUCAGUGACAUUGGAAUUUCAUUCACAGAUCCACGGACACAAAACACAUUUUUCAGCACUGACUUUGAAAAUCAUGAGUUCAACCUGCCCAAAGGAGUUAAGGUCCUCAGCGUCAAAAAGGCCUCCACAGAGAGGAUCACCAGCAGCGCGUCCUCUGACCUGAACAUCAAAGGGGACGGAAAGGCAAUAAUUCGCGGUAAUGAGGGAGUGAACAUCAUGGGACGCACCGUGGAGUUUAAAAUGGGUGGAGGCAUUGAGCUUAGAGCUGAGAACAGUAUUGUACUCAAUGGAUCUGUCAUGUUCAAUGCCACUCGAAUCCCAAACUCUGCUGGACAUGUGUAUUUUGAUGAGGGUCUGGAGCGGUACAAGUUAUGUAUGUGUGCAGACGGGAUGCUUUUUCGAGUUCAGGUGAAGUUUCCAAAUAUGGGCUGCCAAACAUCUGACAACCCAUGUAAAAAGGCUCAUUUUUAAACUGGACUGAAUUUGCUGUUUAAUGUGUGUAUACCACUCAGUAUUCAAACUUUACUAUUAUUUUUACUAAAUGAAAUUCUCCCUUGAUUUGUCAAGAUACCUCAUGAUUUUGUUUCUGAAAAAUAACAUUUGGCGCCAGAGGUACUCAGAGUUUAAUAUUGAAGUUGUGAUAUUAUUUUGUACCUGUGAUAAAUUAUCUACAUAUGAUGCAACAGGGCAGCACUUAACAUCUCAUCUAAUGUCAUACUGGGUUGAGCCCAAAGGAAUGUUCAUUGACCGUCCAGUAUUAGAUACAACAAUGAAGAGAUGUAUGGCAUUGUACUUGCUCUGGCAGCUGUUAAGGACAAGUGUGAAGACACAAAUAUGAUGAUAUGAAUUAUAAUUACAUUCUUUUAGACCAUAUAAAAGUAUACAAAAGAACAGGUUUCCUUUUGCACAUUUCUAUCAUGCACGUGCCAAUGGAUUUACAAGGGAUUAUAAUAAAUAUAUAUAAAUAUAGCAUAAUAUCUUGCCUUUGUUGCUUAAGCUUUUUUACAGUAAAUAAAUAAUAUAGGUGUGUUUGCACUAAGGCAGAGAAUGAAAUAAUCAUUGAAAGCUUUUAUUAAGUGAUUUGGAUUUUUGUGCAAUAUAUGUUUUAAGUUUGUUUUGCCUUAUUUGGUCUGUUUUUUAACAGCAAUGUUUUAAGAUGUUUGACAAAAUAUCAAUAUAAUGUUCUCAGAAGAUAACUGACUUUAUGCGUGGACUGGAAAACAAAGAAGGCGAAUGGCCUUCUGUUGAAAUGUAUUUGUUUCAAUAAAGAAACAUGUUGAAA
This is a messenger RNA of Periophthalmus magnuspinnatus, 1779 nucleotides long. RefSeq names its product sarcoglycan, beta (dystrophin-associated glycoprotein) (gene sgcb). The transcript is spliced from 6 exons. Gene Ontology annotation, cellular component: sarcoglycan complex; sarcolemma. Gene Ontology annotation, biological process: muscle organ development. The record is from RefSeq and is a predicted model, not a curated record. NCBI's taxonomy places the organism in Eukaryota, Metazoa, Chordata, Actinopteri, Gobiiformes, Gobiidae. Bases 30 to 968 code for a protein of 312 amino acids.